Messenger RNA from Funneliformis caledonium, 232 nucleotides. NCBI's taxonomy places the organism in Eukaryota, Fungi, Glomeromycota, Glomeromycetes, Glomerales, Glomeraceae. The record is from the annotation of a GenBank genome assembly.
AUGUUUGCUCCUCCAAAAAAGAGUAACACUCAAAGUAUUACAAGUGUAUUAAGAGAUUUAUUUUCAGAAAUGUUUAAAUUACUUUCUAAUAAACCAUAUCUUGAAUAUUUUGGAGAUUUAAAUAAAUCAUUUCAUAAUGCAAUUGAUACUCUGUGUAAAAGAUUUUGGACAAAUAGGCAAGGAGUUGUGGAAAUCUUCAGGAAAUAUAGUGAAUUAGUUUAUAUCAUGCACA